Molecule: messenger RNA, 2361 nt
Organism: Tremella mesenterica DSM 1558
Lineage: Eukaryota; Fungi; Basidiomycota; Tremellomycetes; Tremellales; Tremellaceae
Exons: 12
Coding region: 1-2361 (786 amino acids)
Biological process (GO): ribosomal large subunit biogenesis; ribosomal large subunit export from nucleus
Cellular component (GO): nucleolus
Source: RefSeq, a predicted model, not a curated record
AUGGUCAAAUCUCACGCUUCUAGGGGUAAAUUGCUCACUGCAAACUUACCACAACUACAGAAUCUGAUCAAGCGGGACCCAAAAGGAUAUCAUGAAGAAUUUCUCACUCAAUACAAUCACUACACUUCUCUCCUCCGUCUUCAUACUCUUGCCCCCUCUACAUCAACCCCAAAUGGGUCAGACAAGUCGGCCGAAAAAUUUGCAGAACUCGUCACUUUCAUAUCCCAAGUGGCACAAUGUUAUCCGGAAGAAACCAAAGAGUUACCGUCACAGCUGAAAGGGCUGUUGUUGGGUACGAAUGGGCCUUCUGUCAAAGGUGAUAUGCGUCGGACCGUUUUGAAAAACUUGGUCAUGUUGCGGAACAAAGAUGUGAUUGAUUCCAUCGAACUCCUGCAGACCUUACUCCCAUUAUUGCCUCACGUGCCAUCGAGUCUGCGAUCUUUCAUCCGGCAUACUAUCCUCACCGACCUCAAAACCUCCAACGUCAAGACCAAGAAUCAUCGCCUCAAUAGGGUGGUUCAAGGUUUGCUGUUCGGGAUGGUGGAGAGCGGUAUGCAAGCGGAGGUGGUAGGUGAUAAAGGUAAGGGGAAGGGGAAAGAGAAAGGUGGAGAGGCUAUGUGGGCCGUUAUGAUGGUUAGCGAAUUGUGGAAGAAAGGUGUUUGGACCGACGCAAAGACAGUCUCUAUCGUCGCUCUCGCCGUAUUUCAUCCAAAUACCAAAGUCCAAUCUGCGGCCCUGCACUUCUUCCUCGGAAGCGACAACGACACCGGGGCCGAAUCGUCAGAUGAAGAGGACGAAGUUCGAGAGGCUAGAAAGGAUGUAAAGAAGAUGCAGCACAGCUUGGAGGUGGGUAAGACGAGGAAGAAGAAAGAGAAGCUACUUAAGAAAGUGCAAAAAGAGGCGACGAAGAAACGAAAACACAGAGACGCCGGUUUGGGAGCUAAAGCGAAUUUCCCCGCUCUUGAACUGUUGCAUGAUCCCCAAACGUUUGGCGAGAAACUGUAUGACAACUUGCACAAGCAUGACAAGCAAUAUUCCUUGGAUCAUAAGCUUCUCAUCAUACAGCUUUUGUCAAGGGUCAUGGGCACACACAAAUUGUGUAUCCUCGGGUUUUACAGUUUCAUUGUCAAAUACUUGACGUAUCACCAACUCUCCGUCACCCUCAUCCUCGUCGCCCUCGCACAAUCAGUCCACGAUCUUACUCCUCCUGAUGUCUUGACCCCUGUCAUCCGUAAACUAGCCCAAGAGUUUGUCCAUCCGGGUGUUGGCUCGGAAGUGGUAGCAGCCGGUAUCAACGCAAUCCGGGAGGUGUGUAGGAGACAACCUUGGUGUAUGGAAGAAGACCUCUUGAGUGAUUUGAUAGAAUAUAGGAAGAGUAAGGAUAAAGGUGUGAUCACUGCAAGUAGGGGAUUGUUGCAGUUGUAUCGGGAGGUGAACCCUAGUAUGUUGAAACGACGUGAAAGGGGUAAAGCAGCAGCUAUGGGAGAAGUCAAUCAAGCUCCAGCUUACGGUCACACGGAUGUUCCUCAGGGUAUUGAAGGGAUCGAGCUGCUGGAAGAACAUCUUGCCGCCAAGCAGAAAGAAGUCAACCCUGAUCAAUCUGCUUCCGAUGUUGAGCUGGACCUGGACAAAGAAGACGAAACUGGAUGGGAGAAUUGGGACGUGGAAUCUGAUUCCGGAUCAGAGUCAAGCGGAUGGCAAGAUGUGGCCUCGGAUGAGGAUGAUUUGGAAAUUUCAGACAGUGAUGACGAAGGUCCGAAAGUGAAGCGGGCGAAACUUGCUUUGGUCGAGGAAGAGAAGGGAGAGGAAGGUGGAGAGGAGGAAGAAGAAGAUGGGAAAUCUGUGGUCUCUGUCGCUCCUUCAAGUAUGACGGUUGCCUCGGAGAACACUAAGAAAUUGUCUUUGUUGGCUCAACAAAAGAUCCUCACACCUGCCGAUUUCACACUCCUCAACGAGCUCCGUCUCAAGGCUGCCCAAUCUUUGGUCAACACCACUUCUUCCACCGGAGCUAAACGCAAACUUGCCGCCUUGGAAGCUUCCAAGAGACAUGUCGGAGAAGACGAAGCUUCUAGGUUUUUGACUGAGAAUGAGAUUCUCGGUCCGAGGAAGAGAGCCAAGGAUGAUUACGAGGCGAGGAUUGAAAGUAUCAAGAAAGGUCGAGAAGGUCGUGAGAAGUUUGGGAGUAAGAAAGGUAAAAAGGAUAAGGAAAGUAGUAGUACGAAUAGAGAGAAGACUAGGAAUAAACCUAUCAUGAUGGCUGUUCACUCGAACAAGGUGGUGCAGAAGAAGAAAGCGUCAUUGCGAGAUAAACAAAUCAAAUUGCGUGCAUCUAUCGUGAAACGAAAGAAACAGAAGCGUUGA